Verticillium alfalfae VaMs.102 is the source of this 420-nucleotide messenger RNA. RefSeq names its product BCK1. The coding region runs from base 1 to 420 and encodes 139 amino acids. NCBI's taxonomy places the organism in Eukaryota, Fungi, Ascomycota, Sordariomycetes, Glomerellales, Plectosphaerellaceae. The transcript has 2 exons. Gene Ontology annotation, molecular function: ATP binding; protein kinase activity. The record is from RefSeq and is a predicted model, not a curated record. Gene Ontology annotation, biological process: protein phosphorylation.
AUGAAGACGGACAACAUCUACGGUAACGACAAGAGCAACAACAUGCAGGGGUCAGUUUUCUGGAUGGCGCCUGAGGUGAUCCGUUCCGAGGGAACGGGAUACUCGGCCAAGGUAGACAUUUGGAGUCUAGGCUGUGUAGUGCUCGAAAUGUUUGCCGGUCGCAGGCCAUGGAGCAAGGAGGAAGCCGUAGGCGCCAUUUACAAGAUCGCCAACGGCGAGACGCCGCCCAUCCCGGACGAGGUCAGGGAGACGAUCAGCCCGCUGGCCAUUGCGUUCAUGCUGGACUGCUUUACUGUGAACCCCCACGAGAGGCCUACGGCAGAUGUGCUGCUCUCGCAGCAUCCCUUCUGCGAGCUGGAUCCAGGAUACAACUUUUUCGACACGGAGCUGUACGCGAAGAUUCGGGGCAAGGAGUUUUGA